Messenger RNA from Prunus avium (sweet cherry), 926 nucleotides. Its product is annotated as transcription factor MYB1. NCBI's taxonomy places the organism in Eukaryota, Viridiplantae, Streptophyta, Magnoliopsida, Rosales, Rosaceae. The record is from RefSeq and is a predicted model, not a curated record.
ACUAGCAGGCACAAAAUAAGCUGGCUGCAAGCAUACAACGCUGGCCAAAAGAAAAUAUGGAGGGUUAUAACUUGGGUGUGAGAAGAGGAGCUUGGACUAGAGAGGAAGAUGAUCUUCUGAGGCAGUGCAUUGAGAAUCAAGGAGAAGGAAAGUGGCACCAAGUUCCUUACAAAGCAGGGUUGAACAGGUGCCGGAAGAGCUGUAGACUAAGGUGGUUGAACUAUUUGAAGCCAAAUAUCAAGAGAGGAGACUUUAUGGAAGAUGAAGUAGAUCUAAUAAUUAGGCUUCAUAAGCUUUUAGGAAACAGGUGGUCAUUGAUUGCUCAAAGACUUCCAGGAAGGACUGCGAAUGAUGUGAAAAAUUACUGGAACACCCGAUUGCGGACGGAUUGUUGCCUGAAAAAGAUGAAAGACAAAUCCCAAGAAACAAUAAAGACCAUCAUAAAAAGGCCACAACCAAGAAGCUUCACCAAAAGUUCAAAUUGUUUGAGUUUUAAAGAACCAAUUUUGGACGAUACUCAACUAGAAGAGAAUUUUAGUACGCCAUCACAAACAUCAACAUCAACAAGGAUUGGAAGUGAUUGGUGGGAGACCUUUUUAGAUGACAAGGAUGCUACUGAAAGAGCUACAGGUUCUGGUCUUGGGUUAGAUGAAGAAUUGCUCGCAAGUUUUUGGGUUGAUGAUGAUAUGCCACAAUGGACAAGAACGUGCAUCAAUUUUUCUGAAGAAGGACUAAGUAGAGGUGAUUUCUCUUUUAGCAUGGACCUUUGGAAUCAUUCAAAUGAAGAAUAGAGAAAGUAAGUCUUAAGUCUUAGUAGUAUUGUGUUUUUUUUAGAGUGUUUGUCCCAUAUUGAAAAGUGAAGAGACCUAGUCUGGAUUUAUAAGGAGUUGAGCUUCUCCCUCCAUUGCCAAUUGAGUUUGAGGUGG